UUCGGAGUUCAAAGUCACAACAAACACACGCAGUGCAGAAUGGCGCUUGUGGCAGGUUGCGGACAUUUAUCCCGGGCAUUUCGACCUACACUGUGUCCAUUCCGCUAUGGGGCUAGCAAGCUACAGUUGCAUACAGGAAUCGGGUACCCUGCAAUCUGUGGAAAUGAGCCGCUGCUGCGCAGAACCCGGGCUCUGUGGGGAAGUGGAGUGGGUCGUCACUUCAGCUCAGAUGGUGGAGACGAUCUAACUGUUAGGUAUCUGGGAGGAGAGGAUUCAGGAAUUGUGGUGCUUGGAAUAAACAGACCAAAGGCCAAAAAUGCAAUCAGCAAAAAUCUUGUUAAAAUGAUGACUGAAGCGGUGGAUGCAGUGAAGGUUAACAAAAGCGUGCGAACAGUCAUUCUGUGUAGUUUGGUGCCUGGAAUAUUCUGUGCAGGUGCUGAUCUGAAGGAGAGAGCAAAAAUGCACCCAAGUGAAGUCGGGCCAUUUGUGUCUACAGCCAGAGCUCUCAUGAAUGAGCUAGGUAAUCUUCCAAUGCCAACAAUUGCUGCAAUAGAUGGGGCUGCCCUGGGAGGAGGUCUUGAGAUAGCUUUAGCCUGUGACAUAAGAACUGCUGCCUUCACUGCAAAAAUGGGACUGGUUGAAACGAAGUUGGCCAUCAUUCCAGGAGCAGGUGGGACACAGCGGCUGCCGCGUACCAUUGGAGUGGCCUCUGCCAAGGAGCUCAUUUUCUCUGGCCGUACUGUGGAUGGAACCGAGGCGAAAUCCCUGGGGUUGGUCAGCCACGCCGUGGAACAGAACGAGGCAGGAGACGCCGCCUUCAGGAAAGCCUUGGCCUUGGCAAGAGAAUUCAUUCCUCAGGGACCUAUAGCUAUGAGAAUGGCGAAGCUUGCCAUUAACAGAGGAAUUGAGGUUGACUUGGCAACAGGUUUAGCGAUUGAAGAAGCUUGUUAUGCUCAGGUGAUUCCAACGAAGGACAGAAUUGAAGGUCUAACUGCAUUUAAAGAGAAAAGACCACCACAUUACAAGGGAGAAUAAGAAAAAGCAUUUAAAAGGAUGCCAAGAAUAUUGCCUGAUUCACAUGGUAUAAUAAUAAGAUUGAUGAAACUUGAAACUAUCAGUGUAUGUAUUCCUUGCUUGUGACACAUUGCAUUAAUAAACCUCAAGUAAGACAACAAGUUAAAACAAAAGGGAGUGAUCUGGAAUGUGCACCAGCUUGCCCACAACACUACUGCUUUGUCAUCACCUGAGUUUUAGAUUAAUCUCUUUUAUAAAUAAACAAAGAGGGAGGAUAGUGGUUCAUGGCAUUUAUUGCACAAUCUGGAUACUUCAUGUAGCAACCUUUUUAUGUUGAUACAUAGCUUCCUGCAGUCUUUCUUUCCUCAUAAAACCUGUAGAUUUAGAGCAUCCUUCUGUUGUGAACGGACUGGAUUCCAGUAUAGGUUUAAUUUAUGAAAAAACAAGACUACAGAUUGUCAAGCAAUGACUACAGAAAAUUAUUUAAAAAUGUAGAUUAAACUUGUUUGCUUUCUCAUAAAAGCAAAGCUUUUGUAACAGAUGAACAAUAUUAAUAUUUUAGCAGGAUUCUGCAUGGUCCGCAGUUUAUAACAUGGAAUGAAAUGUCAUAUAUUUGCAAAAAUAGCAAUAAUCAUUUUAAAGAAGCAACCAACAAUGUAAACGCUUUUUUUUUUUUUUUUUUACUCCUCUUUAUCACAGCUCCCUUCACUUUGCUAAAUUCUCCAGACUUUUUGUUCACUAUGACUCAGGAGUGAAUCUAAUUGAGCCUGUCUGGAUAUUCACAAUCUAGAGGUCUUUACAUGGUCAAGUGGGGUCUAAUUGCCCUUUUCACAUGGAAUAAGAAGUAGUGGCAUGAUAAAUGAACUUCAUGUGAAUCAAAGUGAAAAUUAAGUCUGGAAUACAAAAUAAAUAGCAAAACCAUCAGGCUAUGUGAGAAUGGUGUCUUGUUAUAUUUGAUAGUGAUGUGACUUUUCCAUGUCUGUGAAACUGCACUAGAAGGCACUAUAACAAGUAGACUGGCAGCACAGACAAGUGGCAUUUGGCAUCUACAGUAUAGGUUUUAAAAGCUGCCUUGCAAUAUGCCUCACAGUAUAAGAUUCCACUCGUGCAUUAUUGGUUUAAGAUGAGGUUUAACGAUACUCCAGCCUUCAUGUUAAUAUUGCCAUAAUAAAAUGGUAACUGAAGAAAUGCCUUGUGCAGUUUCUCAUUGAUGGCCAUGCUUUUAACCAACUUUACAAAUAAAUGUUAAAAAAAAAAACAGAUUUAAUACAUUUUUUGUGUCUAAUGUGGUAAUUACCUUUCCAUACUGUGAAUAUUGAUUUAUUUUUUUUUUUUAAAUCUUACUGUGAAUAUUUAAAUAAAGUAAACCCCAUAUCCUGGGGCAGCCGCCUUUCCAUUCUGCAUCCUGUAAUUAAACGUGGUUUUGAGCAAUCACUUUUAUGUGGCCAUAAAAAUGUAAUAUUAACCGUUGUAGUGCAAGUUUCAAUAUUAUAGAAUGGCAGUUUGGUGUCUGAAGGAACAAUUAGUCUGUUUAAUCUAAACAGUGACAUAUCUAUGUACCGUUGUCUUUAGAUUCCUGAACCCACUCUAGAAUGGACCUGUUUUCAAUUAAAUUUAUAUGGAAGUAAAAAA
Molecule: messenger RNA, 2646 nt
Organism: Polyodon spathula (Mississippi paddlefish)
Lineage: Eukaryota; Metazoa; Chordata; Actinopteri; Acipenseriformes; Polyodontidae
Product: methylglutaconyl-CoA hydratase, mitochondrial-like
Exons: 10
Coding region: 40-1035 (331 amino acids)
Biological process (GO): fatty acid beta-oxidation
Cellular component (GO): mitochondrion
Molecular function (GO): enoyl-CoA hydratase activity
Source: RefSeq, a predicted model, not a curated record